This is a messenger RNA of Cylicocyclus nassatus, 2975 nucleotides long. NCBI's taxonomy places the organism in Eukaryota, Metazoa, Nematoda, Chromadorea, Rhabditida, Strongylidae. The record is from the annotation of a GenBank genome assembly.
AUUUUGUGUUACAGAACUGCCCUGACUUGACUGGGUUACGUUUUUUAUUUGUUAACCUAGCCAAAAUUACCGGGCAAAAUGGCGUGGGCCAAUCAGGGAAUGCAAGCGCUCAUUCCCGUCAUAAAUAGGGUCCAGGAUGCAUUUUCUCAACUAGGAACGACUGUAAAUUUUGAACUGCCUCAAAUUGCUGUAGUUGGUGGACAAAGUGCUGGAAAAUCAUCAGUACUAGAAAAUUUUGUUGGAAGAGAUUUCCUACCUCGUGGAUCUGGUAUAGUGACACGACGUCCUUUGAUUCUGCAGCUUAUUCAUGAUAGAAAUGAAUAUGCUGAGUUUUUACAUAAGAAAGGAAAUUAUUUCACCGAUUUUGAUGCAGUACGCAAAGAAAUUGAGGACGAAACUGACAGAGUAACAGGCCAGAAUAAGGGAAUAUCACCUCAUCCCAUCAAUUUGCGAGUUUUCAGUCCUAAUGUGCUGAAUCUCACACUUAUUGAUCUUCCCGGUUUGACCAAAGUUCCAGUGGGUGACCAACCGCCCGAUAUAGAACAUCAGAUUCGAGAAAUGAUUCUAACUUUCAUUAGCAGGGAAACCUGCUUGAUUCUAGCCGUUACACCAGCCAACAGUGAUCUUGCGACAUCAGAUGCAUUGAAGCUGGCAAAGGAAGUUGAUCCACAAGGUUUGCGUACUAUUGGUGUGCUGACAAAGCUGGAUCUUAUGGAUGAAGGCACCGAUGCCCGCGAUAUUUUGGAGAAUCGAUUGUUCCCUUUGAGACGUGGUUACGUCGGAGUGGUCAAUCGUGGUCAAAAAGAUAUUGUUGGGAAAAAGGAUAUUCGCUCAGCUUUGGAUGCCGAAAGGAAGUUCUUCUUGUCACAUCCAUCAUAUAGGCAUAUGGCCGAUCGGCUAGGUACUAGCUAUCUUCAGCAUACCCUAAAUCAGCAAUUGACGAACCACAUUAGAGACACAUUGCCAACUUUGCGUGACAGCUUGCAGAAGAAACUUUUUGCGCUAGAAAAGGAUGUUGCUGAAUAUAAAAAUUUCCAGCCAAAUGAUCCGGGACGGAAAACAAAAGCUUUGCUACAAAUGGUGCAACAGUUCACCAUGGACAUUGAAAGAUCCAUUGAAGGUUCUUCAGCAAAAUUGGUUUCGACAAAUGAACUUAGUGGUGGAGCCAGGAUAAAUAGACUUUUCCAUGAACGAUUCCCAUUCGAAAUUGUAAAAAUGGAAAUUGAUGAAAAAGAGAUGAGGAAAGAGAUCCAGUUUGCUAUCCGGAAUAUCCAUGGUAUCAGGGUCGGUCUCUUCACACCUGACAUGGCCUUCGAAGCUAUCGCAAAGAAGCAGAUUGCCCGAUUGAAGGAACCAUCAUUGAAAUGCGUCGAUCUCGUUGUCAACGAGCUUGCCAAUGUUAUCAGACAGUGUGCUGAGUGUCUUGCACGCUAUCCACGUCUUCGUGACGAAAUUGAACGAAUUGUUGUCACAAGAGUUCGCGAAAAGGAACAAUAUGCAAAGAGUCAAAUUUCACUUAUCGUUGAUUACGAACUCGCAUAUAUGAAUACAAAUCACGAGGACUUCAUAGGCUUCAGCAAUGCUGAGGCUAAAGCAUCGCAAGGGCAAUCGACGAAAAAGAACCUUGGUGUACAAGUCAUACGCAAAGGAUGGCUGUCCAUAAAUAACAUAUCGUUCAUCAAAGGCUCGAAGGAUUGUUGGUUUGUUCUGAUGUCUGACAGCUUAAGUUGGUUCAAGGAUGAUGAGGAGAAGGAGAAGAAAUACAUGCUUCCGUUAGAUGGCAUCAAAUUGCGUGACAUCGAAAGUGGUUUCAUGUCCCGUCAGCAUAAAUUUGCUCUUUUCUACCCAGAUGGAAAGAACAUCUACAAAGACUACAAACAACUAGAAUUGGGAUGCAACAAUCUGGAUGAGGUUGAUGCAUGGAAAGCGUCUUUCCUGCGUGCCGGUGUUUAUCCUGAGAAAUCAAAAGUAGCGACUGAGGAUGAGAAUCAAGAAAUUGUUGAAGAGACUUCUAUGGAUCCACAGCUGGAGCGUCAAGUAGAAACAAUCCGUAAUCUAGUAGAUUCCUAUAUGAGAAUCGUCACGAAAACCAUCAAGGAUCUCGUACCCAAAGCCGUAAUGCACCUCAUUGUUUCACAGGUUACGCAGUUCAUGCACGAUGAGUUGUUAGCUCAUAUAUAUCAAUGUGGAGACACGGACUCGUUAAUGGAGGAAUCUCAGCAAGAAGCCCAAAAACGUGAAGAUAUGCUUCGGAUGUAUCAUGCAUGUAAAGAAGCUCUUCGUAUCAUUUCUGAAGUUAACAUGUCGACACUUGGCGAUGUACCUCCUCCACUUCCUCCUAGUGACUAUCGGCCUAUGCCAUCUGGGCCAUCGCCUGUACCACGUCCUGCACCUGCGCCUCCUGGUGCACGUCAAGCACCAAUGCCACCCCGCCCAGGCGGUCCCGGUGGACCUCCUCCCCAUCGCGGUCCUCCUGGACCUCCACCUGGCAUGGGAGGUUAUCCUCCUCCACUGAUUCCCACACGAGUACCCACUCCCAGCAACGGAGCGCCUCAAGUUCCAGCACGACCUAUCGUACCAGCGCGACCGUUCUAAGAUAGCGAUUAUAGCCAUAGACUCGUGUAUCGUGAGUUGUGCAAGGUUCUCUUAAUUUAUCGGUUGAUAUUUAUUCCAGUGACUAGAUGUGAUGUGAUUUCCUUUGUAUGUUGUAAGUAAUUGCUUUACAUGCCCUAAUUCAGAUGUACUAUACACAUGUUUUGGACCGAUAAUAUGAUGUUUGUGAAUAAUAUAUCUUGAAAGUAGAGUUUUAGAGGUUAUGGAGCAUUUUUUUUUGUCCUUUGCAAUCUGCAAUAAACCACUGUAGCCUAUCAGCUGUAAGGCGUUUUUGAGUUAUUGUGGCUAUGAUAAUUACGUCUUUUUCAUCUGUCGAAUGUAUAUUUUGCAGAAUGUUGUAUUUUCAUGACAAUUCUUUACAU